Messenger RNA from Pseudocercospora fijiensis CIRAD86, 1634 nucleotides. RefSeq lists its product as uncharacterized. NCBI's taxonomy places the organism in Eukaryota, Fungi, Ascomycota, Dothideomycetes, Mycosphaerellales, Mycosphaerellaceae. Gene Ontology annotation, cellular component: cytoplasm; mitochondrial matrix. The transcript has 3 exons. Gene Ontology annotation, biological process: mitochondrial tRNA methylation; tRNA N1-guanine methylation. The record is from RefSeq and is a predicted model, not a curated record. The coding region runs from base 59 to 1387 and encodes 442 amino acids.
GCAAGUGUAGAGAUCGAAUGGUCAAUCUCACACUCGGCUCGAUUCACAGUGAGGCCUGAUGGCAGAGGACGACAUGUGGCGUCCGCCUACGAACCGACUGAUGAGCAGGCUCGACCGGUCUUUCUUCCAGCGGACCAUAGCGCUCCGUGCUGCGAGAGUCUUCCAAAAUCAGAACAUAUGCAAGGUCAGGAGCGCACUCGAGAAGAGCAAAGAUGCUUUGACAAGAGAGAGACUGGGCAGCGUUCAGCCCGAUCCAGACGUCGAGCGAGCAAAGGCUGGCAUGAAAUGUAUUUUGCUCAGACCUGAGGUAGCUACCAACGAGACGCCCGUUUCAGAAGUCGUCAAUCCCACUCCUCACUCUUCCGUUGUGAGCGAACUCGCAGAACAGGGUCUGAUUGCAGUCAUACCCUACCAGCUGAAACUUGACUACGACCACUGGACGUAUCACGAUAUCAUGUCCUCGAUACUGCCGGAAGACGAGCAAGGUGAGAUUCCCUCGGGCUUUUCUCAGGUCGGCCACGUAGCGCACCUCAACCUGCGCGACGAGUACGUGAAGUACAAGCAUCUCAUUGCCGAAAUCCUCGUGGACAAGAACCCCGGCGUUCGUACUGUGAUCAAUAAAAUCGAUGACGUUGGCGAAGAGAGCGAGUAUCGAACGUUCAAGUACGAAGUUCUCGCAGGGCCGCACGACUUGAACGUGACAAUAUCGGAGGAGAACUGUACCUUCAAAUUCGACUACAGCAAAGCUGUUUGCGAUGUCAUGGCUGGAAUCGGCCCAUUUGCUGUGCCUGCUGGCAAGAAGCGCAUCUUCGUGUGGGCAAAUGACUUGAACCCGGACAGCUACACGAGUCUGCUCGACGCUAUCAAACGGAACAAAGUUGGUGACUACGUCCGGGCAUUCAACGACGACGGCAAGACAUUCAUUCGCACUGCAGUCGCCGAGCUCGCCAAGACCGAUCACGCCGUCGACAUCGUGUCAAGACCAUCGCGCAAGAACAAGGACGCCAAGGCAGAAGUUCUCAAGACGGUCAAGCAGCCACGAACAUUUCAGCACUUCGUCAUGAACCUGCCCGCGACCGCUACUACCUUCCUGCCGAGCUUCAUCGGCCUUUACCCACCUUCUGUACGCGAUAUGCUUCCUGCUGACGCCAAGAUGCCUCUGGUCCACGUCUACUGCUUCAGUACCAAGAGUGACGACCAUGUGGAGGAGGGCUACAAGAUAUGCGAGGAGCUGAGCAAUCAGCUGCAGUGCGACAUGAAGCCCGGGAAAAUUUGCGAAGGCAAGGUCGAGGUGCAUGAUGUGCGGGAUGUGGCUCCGAAGAAGAGGAUGUUUUGUGCCAGCUUCCGUCUUCCUGAGGAGGUGGCCUUCCGAGACGCAGCAGCGUGACGCGGCGAGCAAGCUAUGUCCGCCACGGCCGCAAGCCUACUGUAUCUGAUCCUGACGCGGAAGGUGCUUUAGCGAGGAAAAUCCGCAGUAAUGCUGGGGCACACCUGAGAAAACGAGGUGCUCAAUGCAAGUCCGACCAAGGGCGUGGCUAGAUAUGGGCUGGCUCUUGCCUGGUCUGGCCUCAGUCCGGGAACUUUCUUCGGCAGCCUCGAUUCACAACGACAGACAGAUCAAUACCAAGAUCGUU